Molecule: messenger RNA, 1710 nt
Organism: Moesziomyces aphidis
Lineage: Eukaryota; Fungi; Basidiomycota; Ustilaginomycetes; Ustilaginales; Ustilaginaceae
Source: the annotation of a GenBank genome assembly
AUGCACAUCGCCAGGCAAAGGACACACGCCACCGCGCGCAGCGUCGCCAGGAUGCUUCAGCCAGCCUCGCGCCCCGCCGCACCCCGUAUCAUCGGCACUUCGGCUGCCACCGCCACAUACUCGACUCGCGCUUCGCCAUCGCUAGUUCCUCGCGCUGACCUUCGCGCUGCGCAGCCGCACCUUGCAGCACCAUCAGCACCCUCGCUUCGUCGCGGCCUUGCCACCGUGGCUCGCUCCGACGCUUUCGCCAACCUCACCUCGGCCGACGUCGAGGCAUUCGCAAAGAUCCUGCCCUCCCCCUCCCAGAUCCUCACCACCAUCGCUCCCGAAUCCGGUUCGGCCUCAUACCAGCCAGUCGACCCGAGCGAGCUCGACACGUUCAACAAUGACUGGAUGAACAAAUACCACGGAAGGUCGCAGCUCGUGCUCAAGCCAAAGACCACCAACGAGGUCUCCGAGAUCAUGAAGUACUGCCAUGCGAAGAACAUUGCCGUCGUGCCGCAGGGAGGCAACACGGGUCUUGUCGGUGGCGGUGUUCCUGUAUUCGAUGAGGUCGUCGUCCAGCUCGGCGGCCUCAACCAGAUCCGCUCUUUCGACGAGGUGGCCGGCACGCUCGUAUGCGACGCAGGCUGCAUCCUCGAGAGCCUCGACAACCACAUUGGCGAGAAGGGUUACAUGAUGCCGCUCGACCUCGGUGCCAAGGGCUCGUGCCACAUCGGAGGCAACGUCGCUACCAAUGCCGGCGGCCUGCGCUUCCUCCGCUACGGCAGCUUGCACGGCACCGUGCUCGGCCUCGAGGUGGUGUUGCCGGACGGCACCAUCAUGGACACGCUCUCGACGCUGCGCAAGGACAACACCGGCUUUGACCUCAAGCAGCUCUUCAUCGGCUCCGAGGGCACCAUCGGCCUCAUUACCGGCGUCGCCAUCGCUACGCCGCGCAGACCCUCGGCGGUCAACGUGGCCGUUUUUGCGCUCGACUCGUACGACGCGGUGCAGACCGUCUUUGGCCAGGUCAAGAAGCACUGCGGCGAGAUCCUGUCUGCCUUUGAGUUCUUCGACCAGACGUCGUUCGACGUGGUGCAGAAGCACGCCACCGCCGGUGUGCGCGAUCCGUUCGAGGCGAGGCAUCCCUUCUACGUGCUCAUCGAGACGAGCGGCUCGAACAAGGACCACGACGACGAGAAGCUGCAGGUGCUGCUCGAGCACCUCAUGGAGGAGGGCAUGAUCCAGGACGGCGUGCUGGCCCAGGACGAAACACAGCUGCAGGGCCUGUGGGCGCUGCGAGAGAGCAUCCCCGAGGCGGCGGGCAAGAUGGGCAAGGUGUUCAAGUAUGACCUCUCCAUGCCCAUCGACAAGAUGUACGCGCUGGUGCAGGACAUGCGCACGCGCUUCGACGAGCACGGCGUCCACGGCGAGGGCAACGACGUCGGCGCCGUCUGCGGCUACGGCCACAUCGGCGACGGCAACCUCCACAUCAACAUUGUCGCCAAGUCGUACGACCCCAAGAUCGAGAGCAUCAUCGAGCCGUACAUCUACGAAUGGACGUCCAGCGUCAAGGGCUCUGUCAGCGCCGAGCAUGGCCUCGGCCUCAUGAAGGCCACCAAGAUCGGAUACACAAAGACGCCCGAGAGCAUCGAGUACAUGAAGAAGAUCAAGAACGUCUUUGAUCCCAAGGGCAUCCUCAACCCGUACAAGUACAUCCAGGUCUAG